Oppiella nova is the source of this 1014-nucleotide messenger RNA. The record is from the annotation of a GenBank genome assembly. Lineage: Eukaryota; Metazoa; Arthropoda; Arachnida; Sarcoptiformes; Oppiidae.
CGAGCAUUAUUAGCGAUUGUUUGACGUCAAACGGAGCGCAUCCCCAAAGACACAGUCAGUCACCACCGCAUCCCACCAUCGGAUCCGCUGAAUGGCUGCCAACCAUACGCUGAUCACUACCACCGCUGUACUCAACUGCGACCAGAAGGUGGCCACCGAUGAGACGAUGAGCUCGUCGUCGCCGUCGCCGCAGAUCUCGUCGUCGCACUCCUCGUCACGACUCGUACCUCAGAGGCGAUCCAAUCAGUGGAUCAAAUUGAAUGUCGGCGGCACUCACUUCAUGACCACCAGAAUCACGUUAUGCAGGGAUCAGCACUCGUUUCUCUACCGACUCUGUCAGGAGGACCACGACCUCAACAGCGAUAAGGACGAUGCGGGAGCUUAUCUUAUAGAUAGGGAUCCGUCUUAUUUCGGACCAAUUCUUAAUUAUUUAAGACACGGAAAGCUCAUCAUUGAUAAGGAUUUAGCCGAAGAAGGCGUGUUAGAAGAGGCGGAGUUCUACAACAUAACGGAAUUAAUUAAGUUAUUAAAGCAAAGAAUCGCCGACAAAAACAACAACAAGAAAGUGGAUAAUAGUCGCAAACAUGUGUAUCGAGUGCUGCAGUGCCACGAGGACGAGGUGACACACGUGGUGUCCACCCUAUCGGACGGCUGGAAGUUCGAGCAAUUGAUUAACAUUGGCUCCAAUUAUAACUACGAGGAACAGGCGGAGUUCCUGUGCGUCGUGUCGCGCGAUUAUCCCAACUCUUUGUCCAAUUCGAGACUCGACUCCACCGACAGAGCAAAGCUCAUUCAACAGAAAGCGGCGAAUAUGUGAAUUGCGGUUAAGAUAUUCCAUCCAUUGGUUUGAAAGGGUCGUCCCAUUUGACUGAAUGAAUACUAUUGGUGGUGUCAGUCGUGUCAUAAACGCUUUGAAUGGUUUUAUUGAUAUUUAAUACACACCUUCACGUGAAUUCAGAAAUUUUAAAUCAAUUGUAAAGCAAUUUGUUUGUUUUUUUUCAAUACCAAUUGUAU